Molecule: messenger RNA, 3481 nt
Organism: Gasterosteus aculeatus aculeatus (three-spined stickleback)
Lineage: Eukaryota; Metazoa; Chordata; Actinopteri; Perciformes; Gasterosteidae
Gene: fscn2a
Product: fascin actin-bundling protein 2a, retinal
Biological process (GO): establishment or maintenance of cell polarity; actin filament bundle assembly; cell migration
Cellular component (GO): cytoplasm; actin cytoskeleton
Molecular function (GO): protein-macromolecule adaptor activity; actin filament binding
Source: RefSeq, a predicted model, not a curated record
AAUCAUUAAGGAACCGAGAGCCAGUGCCUGUGCAAGCCCUCUGGGGGGGGAGGGGAAAGUGACGGGAGAAGAAAAUUUACAGCUUGAGACACAAAAGAGGGAAGCUUUUUGUUUUCGCUUCUCAGGUUCAUGCCUACUUUGCCUCAUUUCCUUUUCUUCUAAAUAUUUUCACUUGCAAUCGAAACGCGUGGCCCGUUCCAACAUGCCGACCAACGGAAUAAAUAAGGCCCUGAAACUGCAAUUUGGGCUCGUCAACUACGAGAGCCGCUACCUGACGGCCGAGGCUUUCGGCUUCAAGGUGAACGCCUCAGGUGUCAGCAUGAAGAAGAAGCAGAUCUGGACCUUGGAGCAGGACGAGCAAGACGGCCAAGUGGUGUUCCUCCGCAGCCACCUGGGCCGCUAUCUGGCCUCCAACAAAGAUGGAAAGAUCACAUGCGGGGCAGAGAAGCCCGACAACGACUGCCGUUUCCUCAUCGUGCCUCAAUCCGACGGCCGCUGGGCACUGCAGUCGGAGCCCUACCUGCGUUACUUCGGAGGCUCGGCCGACUACCUGUCCUGCUUUGCCCAAGUCAUCGGGGAACAAGAGCUCUGGGCCGUCCACUUGGCUUUGCACCCGCAAGCCAGUCUGCUCAGCGUGGCGCGCAAGCGCUACGCCCAUCUGUCCGCUUCGGACGGAGAGAUCUCGGUGGAUAGCAACAUUCCUUGGGGGGUGGACUCUCUGGUCACCUUGGUGUACCUCGAUGGCAAAUACUGCCUGAAGACCUGCGACAGCCGCUUCCUCAGCAACGACGGCAAACUGGUGAAGGAGAACAGCAACAACACCAGCUUCACGCUGGAGCUGAAGUCUGGGAAGUUGGCUUUCAAGGACUGUGGUGGGAAAUACCUGACCCCAGUGGGUCCCACGGGGACGCUGCGAUCUGGCCGAUGCUCCAAGCCUGGAAAGGACGAGCUGUUUGAUCUCGAGGAGAGUCAUCCACAGGUGGUUUUUCAGGCUGCCAAUAAAAGAUACGUCUCGGUCAAGCAAGGAGUGAGUAUUUCAGCCAAUCAAGAUGUGGAGACAGACAUGGAGACCUUCCAGAUGGAGAUUGACAAGGAAAGCAAAAGGUCUAUGUUCAGGACCAAUGGUGGAUCGUACUGGACUCUGGUGACUCACGGAGAGAUCCAGUCUACUGCCACAGAAGUCAAGAUCAACACAAUGUUUGACAUUGAGUGGCGAGGGCAGAGGGUGGCGCUCAAAGCAAGCAAUGGAAAGUAUGUUUGUACCAAGAAGAACGGGCAGCUGUCCGCGGUCAGCGAUACAGUGGGUGACGAUGAAUUGUUCCUGAUGAAACUCAUCAACCGCCCCAUGCUGAUCCUUCGCGGCGAGACGGGCUUCGUGUGUCACCACAAGAACUCCAACACUCUGAACGCGAAUCGAUCCGUCUACGACAUCUUCUCAUUGAUCUUCAACGAUGGUGCCUACAAUAUAAAAAGUGUGAAUGGAAAGUUCUGGUACGUCUCAAGCGGUGACCUCGUGUGCUCGGACGGGGAAAAGCCAGAGGACUUCUUCCUUGAGUUCCUGGAGCAUGGACGCGUCGCUAUCAAAAGCUCUGAUGGCAAGUACCUCCGUGGAGACCAGGGAGGUACGCUCAUGGGUGACGGUACAACUGUUGACGCGUCUUCUCUCUGGGAGUAUUGAUCGGGCUCCUCAAAAGAGAAGCAAAGAGUGAGGUGCAGGACCUGCUUCAGCUCAGAUGAAGGGGACUGAACGGGUAAUAUUGUCCUGACUGUUUUUAUACAAGCUGCCAGGUGCCCAAUCUCAAUCUUUUUUUUUUUAUUGGGAAGUUUAUUGGGAACACACAGCUCAAGAUGUGUUUUUUACAGUCUAUGUUAAAUGUUGUGUUUUUUAAAUGACAAUGCCAACAUCAAUCGACACAUAUUGUGUGAUAUCACAAAAACAGAUUUCCUUCAGACGAACGUUGUAGGUACAAUACAAGGUCAAGGAACAACCAAAUAUCUCUGAGGGCAGCCAUACUGAUCCUUGCAAACAAAAUCAGUGUCGCUGCCCAACUGGUACGUGAGGGGCAACUAGAUUAUCUGCCAUCGUUUAAUUUCUCUAGCUAAGUAGAACAAAUGACUUCAAAAUCGGACAAUGUAGAAAUAAACUUAUUUUGGUUCACGUGACUAGAACUUCAUCAACAACCUUUAUCGGGAUAUUUAUAUAACCUGGAUGCCACUACUUAUCCCACUGGGUUUGUUUACAGAUUUCUAAUGAGUUCAAUACGUUGAUAUAUUCUAUUGAUCAUCAUUGGCGUCACCGUGAGCAAAGGUAAUGCACCGAUGGCUGGUGCCAAUGAUGUUUUCAUUUAUCUCAAUAAAGCAUGUACAGUUUCCACAAAAGCACCGAUGUGAAGUAGGUGAGAUAGAGUACUGUGUCAGACACCUCUGCAAUGCUCAACGGUAUUAAUAAUUGCAAACACUGAAAUAGUUUUUUGUGUACCACAUAGAAAUACUGAGUCGGGACAUGUUCAGGGACGGACGUCAGCACAGAUGUUGUAUACAUGCUGAUAUAUAUAUAUAUAUAUAUAUAUAUAUAUAUAUAUAUAUAUAUCAGGGCAAAUUUAGAGCAAUUUGAUGAUUUAUACAUAAUUUCAUAAGUGCUCCUCUGGUGUUCUGCCUAGGGGCCUUUAACAAUACUGCACUCUUAUACACUGUUCUAAUGUCCAGAGUUUGGUGGCAGAGAUUAGAAAAUAUGCUGGAUUUGAACUGACAGAUUCGGAGAAAGAAAAAUGUCUUACUGGAAUAAAUUCGGCCAUUGCAACAGCGACUGCCGUGAAACCCAUAUCCAACGUGGCAGCGGGCAUGUUAUGUUUCACUUUGGACAAAGCUGGGGCAUCUGCCUUCCCUCCGGCAUUGUGCACGGCUCGGCCGAGAACAUCCCAUUGAAACUGACAUGGAUCCCCCAUCUAAUUCGGGAAAAGACGGCAAACAAUUAUUUCACAAAAUGCUCCAGUGUAAAAUGAGUAGUAUCUUGUUGGCCCUUGUACUGCACAGCGCUUUGAAAGGAGGAUGUUCUAGUAUUUUUUUCAUCUCAGAGGACCCACUGAAUUAGUGAUCAUCAACGUCACACGCCAACCUGACUUUAUUGGCACAGAUGUUGGUGGGCAGAGAAGAGGACAAUCUGACUCCAUAUACAAUUUAUCCUGUCGGUUUGUGGCGGUCAUCUACCUGGAAGAGAAUAAAUCUGCAAUAGUUUAAGUGUAAUGUAAUUACAACCUGUGUUUAUUCUAAACCUGUGUUUUUGUGAUAUGUGCAAUUUGAAAUUAAUAGAGAGACAUUUUAGAAAGCAAGUUCUAAAAGGCUUGUUCACCAAAGUACAGUAUCCUGUCAGCCCCCGGCCAUAUUUUAGAAUGGAUUGAUUGUUAUUGUUUUUUUGUUGUAUGAUAUUUGCUUUCUGAUAUGAAUUUUGAAAAUGUUGAUAACAAUAAAAACAUUGACAAUA